Pochonia chlamydosporia 170 is the source of this 2250-nucleotide messenger RNA. Its product is annotated as AP-1 complex subunit beta-1. Lineage: Eukaryota; Fungi; Ascomycota; Sordariomycetes; Hypocreales; Clavicipitaceae. The record is from RefSeq and is a predicted model, not a curated record. Gene Ontology annotation, biological process: intracellular protein transport; vesicle-mediated transport. Gene Ontology annotation, cellular component: membrane coat. The transcript has 5 exons. The coding region runs from base 1 to 2250 and encodes 749 amino acids. Gene Ontology annotation, molecular function: clathrin binding.
AUGGCGGUUAAUCGCAUUCGCGGCGCCUUCGCCGUGCCCCGAAAGGGUGAAACGUUUGAGUUGCGGGCUGGUCUGGUGUCCCAGUAUGCCUACGAGCGCAAGGAGUCCAUUCAGAAGACUAUCAUGGCCAUGACUCUGGGCAAGGAUGUGUCUGCCUUGUUUCCAGAUGUGCUGAAAAACAUUGCAACCGCCGACCUAGAUCAGAAGAAACUCGUCUAUCUUUAUCUCAUGAAUUACGCCAAGUCACACCCCGAUCUAUGCAUUCUCGCUGUAAAUACCUUUGUGCAAGAUUCAGAAGACCCGAACCCCCUAAUAAGAGCGCUCGCUAUUCGAACCAUGGGCUGUAUUCGAGUCGACAAAAUGGUGGACUACAUGGAAGAACCACUGCGGAAAACAUUACGAGACGAAUCACCAUACGUGCGAAAAACCGCCGCCAUCUGCGUCGCCAAGCUAUUCGAUCUUAACCCUGCCAUGUGUAUCGAGAAUGGUUUCUUGGAGACGCUGCAAGAGUUGAUUGGCGACCCUAACCCCAUGGUAGUCGCCAACUCCGUACAAGCCCUGUCUGAAAUCACCGAAACUGCACCCGAAACGAGAGCGCUGGUUGUGACUUCGGCGACUUUGAAAAAGCUGCUGAUGGCUCUGAAUGAGUGUACCGAGUGGGGAAGAAUCAUCAUUCUUACCACCUUGGCCGACUACCCAUCAUCAGAUGUCAAGGAGUCGGAACACAUUUGCGAACGAGUCGUACCACAAUUCCAGCAUGUCAAUCCGGCCGUUGUAUUGGCCGCCGUCAAGGUAGUUUUUAUCCACAUGAAGGCAGUCAACCACGAGCUGGUUCGAUCCUUGCUCAAGAAGAUGGGACCUCCGCUUGUAACUUUGGUCGCGUCGGCACCCGAGGUGCAAUAUGUUGCCCUGCGAAAUAUUGACCUUCUCCUUCAGGCCAAGCCUGACAUCCUUAGCAAAGAAUUGCGAGUUUUCUUCUGUAAAUACAACGACCCACCCUACGUCAAACUCCAGAAGCUCGAAAUUAUGGUUCGGAUAGCAAACGAGAAGAAUUACGAACAGCUCCUGGCCGAGUUGAAGGAAUACGCGCUGGAAGUCGAUAUGGACUUUGUCCGCCGCGCUGUCAGAGCUAUCGGACAAGUUGCCAUCAAAAUCGAAGAAGCUAGCGCAAAGUGCGUGCAAGCCUUGGAAGACUUGCUUGCCGCCAAGGUCAACUAUGUGGUGCAAGAGGCCAUCGUGGUCAUCAAGGACAUUUUGCGCAAAUAUCCUGGCUACGAGGGUGUGAUUCCUACCUUGUGUGAGCAUAUCGAUGAACUUGAUGAGCCUGAAGCACGGGGGUCUCUCAUUUGGAUCGUUGGCGAGUACGCCGAGAAGAUUAGCAACGCCGAUGAAAUAUUGGAGAGCUUUGUCGAAGGAUUUAUGGAAGAGUUUACUCAAACGCAAUUGCAAAUAUUAACGGCAGUGGUUAAGCUCUUCCUGAAGAAGCCCGGCAACACUCAAGGACUUGUGCAAAAGGUAUUGCAGGCUGCGACUGCGGAGAAUGACAACCCGGACAUCCGGGACAGAGCCUAUGUCUACUGGCGUUUGCUAUCUGGUGAUUUAGAUGUUGCGAAGAAUAUUGUCCUUUCCCAAAAGCCUACCAUCUCCACCACUAUGACCAGCUUGCCGCCUUCACUACUGGAGCAGCUGCUUUCAGAGCUGUCGACCCUAGCUUCAGUGUACCACAAACCUCCGGAGUCAUUUGUUGGUAAGGGACGUUUCGGAGCGGACGAAAUUCAACGAGCAGCCAUCCAGGAGCAAAGACAAAACGCCGCCGACAACCCCAUCGCUGCGUCCGUGGCAGCAGCGGCCGCCAAUGGUACUGGCUCUGGCGCUUCGCAAAACAACAUUGAAAACUUGCUUGACAUCGACUUUGAUGGCGCCGCUCCCGCAUCUCACGAGCAACAGAGCGCGACAGCAACGCCCGACCGAGUGGCCAGCCCGGCCGGUGGCGCCGCAUCUGGCGGUAUGGCAGAUAUGAUGAGCAUGUUCGAUGCCCCUCCAAUGGAGUCAAACAACAACGGGGCUGCAGCAGGACCUAGCUCUGGCAGUGGUAUGAAUGAUUUGAUGAGCGGCUUUGACGGGUUGAACUUUGGCAAUACCAAUUCGGGCCAGCCCCUGCCAGCGGCAAUGCAGCUUAAUAGUGCGCAGGGCGGAAGUACCACACAGACGCAGCAGAAGGACAGUGAUGACUUGUUGGGUUUGCUGUAA